Messenger RNA from Parastagonospora nodorum SN15, 567 nucleotides. RefSeq lists its product as hypothetical. The transcript is spliced from 2 exons. The coding region runs from base 1 to 567 and encodes 188 amino acids. Lineage: Eukaryota; Fungi; Ascomycota; Dothideomycetes; Pleosporales; Phaeosphaeriaceae. The record is from RefSeq and is a predicted model, not a curated record.
AUGUGCCGUCGUGAAUGGACUGUCCCGAUGCUACUCGAAUUGUCAGGUGAUGACGGCCGAUGGGGUUAUGCGAAGGUCCGUACGGAGACCAAGUAUUUUGAGACUUCCCUAGGCCGUACCUACACAGGAGCUCAAGCGGUGCAGUGCGACAAGAUCUACCUCCAGCUGCGUACUCGCUCGGAUCCUUACACUUUCCUUAGAACAGAUGUAAUUGUGCAGACGCUCCUGCACGAGCUCGCGCACAUCUCGACGCGGGGUGGCCAUGGCAUGGACUUCUAUUGGCGUAACAUGAAGCUGCUGAAAGAGCUCGAACGGGACGUAAAGGAAGACUUGGUGAAGGUGGGAGCUUGGUCGAUUCCGAAGCGAGUGGCCUUUCCAAAUGAAGUGAAAGGCCUCAAUCGGGCGUUUGUAGCACUAGUGUCGAACUCGAUCUUCAUGGGCGACAAGCGACAACCGAAGCCCUUUGAUAACUUCGGGGUUGCUGGAGGACAGACUGGGCGAGGUACCAAACUUUUCCUUAACAAGAAUGUCGACGUGAACGACAACCAGAUUUUCCAGCCUGUAUAG